UCCCCGUCCGUCCGUACACUAACCUUGGAAAUUCAAAAUUGAAAAAGAGCGCGUCCUUGCCGCUGCUGUUUCAUUGAAGCGAAUCGCAUGAGAUUCAGCUUUGUCUUUUGUUCCCUUUCUCAACAACGCCCAGGGGGAGAAUAGAAUGGACAAUGUGUAUACUGAGUUGGACACUGCCAAAGCAGAAGUGGAGAAACUCAAGGCUGAAUGCCGACUCAAAACACAACUUUUCGACGGUUUGAAGAGAGAUCGUGCCGAAGAAUUUCUCAAAUUUCAAGAAACUAAGAAGCUGGCUGAGGUACAGGCACGUGAGCUCGAUCUCAAGUCUGAGGAGAUCCAUGAACUGAAGAAAAUUCUAGAAGAUCUCAAGUCUAGUUUGCACGAAAAGGAAGCACACGUUGCACAUUUGAGUUCGGAGAAUAAAAAGAUCCAAGCAAGUUCUACUGAUAGGUUGCUCGAAUUGGAGGGAAGUAAUAGAGAGCUGGUGUUGGCUUUAGUUGAAGUGAGAGCAACAAAUGGUUCUCUGGAGCAGAAUGCUUGUGCCAGCGAAAUUUCGAACCUUAAGGAACUCUUGUUGGCUGCAGAGAAAAAGUGUUCAGAUGCAGAGGAAAAAGCACAGCAAGCUACAAUGCUGAAACGAAGAGAUGACGUGAUUCUGCAACUGGAGGAAGAGAAUAUCAGCAUGAAAGAUAAGAUUAAAUGGAGGAAUGAACAGUUUAAACAUCUUGAGGAAGCUCAUGAAAAGCUUCAAGUUGAGUUCCGAUUGAGCAAGGAGGAGUGGAACAAGGAGAGAUCUGUGUUGCUUGAGGAAAUGUCUUCCUUGCAAAUUAGCUUGGAUUCUCAAACAAGAAAUGUGGAGGGACUUCAGUCACGUUUGGAGAUGUGUAACCAUGCAUUGGCUCAUGAAGAGAGCAGAAGGAAACUCCUGGAGGUUGAAUUUUCUGAAUUCAAGUCUAGCUUUGAGAAUGUUUUCACUCAAUAUGAGGAAAAGAAGUCAGAGAUACAACUAUUGACAAUUCUGAGAAAUGACAAAAUAGCACAGAUGAGAAACUCACUAGGAGAGAAAGAGAUGGUGGUGAGAGAACUGGAACGUAAAAUUGUUCAACUUGAACAAGAUAAUAAGGAAUUGGGAGAUUUACUUAAAGAACUCAGGGAAGCUCAGAUCAAUAAUGGUGGAGCAAAUUCAGUAACAUCAAAGCUCCGCAACAAGCUUAGACGGUUGGAAGAGGUGCAUAAAAACUGCGCCUCAAUUCUCAAGUCUAAAGAAUCUCAAUGGGGUGAUCAAGUGGCAAAGAUGGAAGCAGAUAUUGUUACUUAUAAGUCUACACUGACCAACAAAGAACAAGAAAUAAGGGAGCUUGAGAUGGAAUUGGAAAAUUGUUAUUAUGCCAUUGAAGAGAAUCGCUUGGGACUCUUGAUCUUUAAAUCUGAACUUGCUGAGGCUUACUCCAAAUCAUUCAGGGGCAGGGCAGACCCUGAUAAAGCAUUUGAUAUCAAAGAGAAUGAAGACAUGGUUCUAAUUUCUGCAGAGCAAUUGAGAGUGAAAGACAAGUCUCUAAAAACUAUGGCACAAGCUGCACAACAACACUCUCUGUUGGAGGAAGAGCUUAAACAACAAAAGAAAAAGCUCGAGGAAUCAUCUGAGGGUCAACUAAUCUUGGAAGAGCAACUGCUGCAGAUGGAAUACACCCUACAAUAUGAAAGAAGUGCGGCAUUUGAGGCUCUAGAAGUGCUGGAACAUGAAAUAGCCAGUAAAAAUGAUGAAAUAUCUCGAUUAGAUUGUGAAGUACAGGUUUGGAAGUCUACUGCUGAAACCCUUAAAGUUUCUUAUGAAGAAAUUCAGGGAACAAGUAAAAAGAUGAAAGCUUCCCUUCUAUCGCAUAUUGAGACUGAGCAAGCCCUUAAGCAGGCCAAUGAAAAUCUUCUCUGUAUUGUCAAGGAUCAGGAAAGAAAAACCGAAGAUCUUCUACUGCAGAUUGGUUUAUUGGAAAGGUGCAAUGCAGAGAAAAUGAAGGAAGCAGAAAGAUGUAAGCAAGAGAAUGAGGGUCUUAUUCAAAUAGUAGAGGAGAGGGAAUGCUGCAUAAAGGAUCUUCAUAAAGAUAUAGCCAUCAGCUGCUUGAAGCAAGAAUCCAUGGAAAAAGAAUUAGAAGAUGCAAUUCAUGCCCAGCUGGAUGCAGAGAAAGCCCUCAAGCAGGAGAAAGAAAUUCUUUUGAAGAUUAAAGAUGUGAAAGAUCGAACUAUUGAGCACCUUCAGGGGCUAGCUACAGCAUCAGAGCAAGAUUUGUUAGGUGCGCUGUGUUUUUCUUUCUCAAAACAAGUGGAAAAGUGGAUUGAGGUCAGUGUGCUUAGGGACGCGUUGAAAAAUGCAGAAUACCUGGCAAAGCUAGAAAUUGAAGAAAAGAACACGAGAAUAGUGAAAUCAGAAGAAUCAAUCUUCCAUUUAAAACAAGAAGCAGAGCAGCUUCAAGCGUCACUGGAAGCCUUGAAGUUUGAAAAUGAAAAAUUGACGGAUAAACAGCAGACCAUGGAAUUCAUGAUAACGGAGCUCAAGUUUGAGAACGGAAAUUUACUGCUAGACAUCAUGAACUUAUCGACAGAAAGGGAAGAUAUGCUGGUACAUUUUGAAGUCAUCUUUGGCAGAAUUGGAGAGUUGUCUAGUGGGGAUAUGCAAUUGAUGGAGAUGUUGGGGAAUGUGUUGAAUACUUCUGAAGAUGAAAAUGAAAUAGCAAUGGGUUCAGUAGUUUGUGACAAGCCACAUGAGUCUGCUAGAGAUAGUGCAAAUGAUCUUCUUUUUCCUCCCACAACUAAAAAAACUGAAGAAAAUUUUGAUGGACGAUCCCCAUUGAGAGAGGUUAAUAAUUUGCAUAUGUAGAUCAGAAAAGGAAUGUGUAAUCUUGCUGAUGGAAACGCCAGAAAGGUGUUGGCCGUUUGCCCGUUUCACAAGCAAGCAGGACAUCAAACAUCUUACAUCUGCAUAUAGAAGGAGCCGAAGAUAAAACGGCGUAUUCUGUUGUUUAAGUACAUGUUUAGCUUUGCAUUUGGGUUGCAGUGACACGUUACAAGACACAUUAAACGGACAACGUAGAAGACAGCUCAGUGAUGCAUUUGUGAAACUCGAUUUUGGAGGCUCACAACCGGAUGCUUAAACACUGAGUAAUUGACGAUAUCUAUCUAUGUUUUGUUGUUUCAGUAAUUGCCACACGUUUCUUUGAGACGUUUUGAUUAGAUGAGUGGUCAAAACUAUUGACAAAGUGUUGGAAAUAUUCUUUCUGGUUCUUUAGCCACAUGGGCAAGUCUAUUUAAACGAUUGAAUUCUUUGAUAAUUUAUGCAGAAGUUGCAUUAA
Glycine soja is the source of this 3344-nucleotide messenger RNA. RefSeq lists its product as uncharacterized. The transcript is spliced from 3 exons. The coding region runs from base 146 to 2872 and encodes 908 amino acids. The record is from RefSeq and is a predicted model, not a curated record. NCBI's taxonomy places the organism in Eukaryota, Viridiplantae, Streptophyta, Magnoliopsida, Fabales, Fabaceae.